AUGGGGGCAGUCGUGACUUACAAACAACCUCCCAUCCUGGCCUUCGUUAAGGCGUCCGUCCUGGUCUUUCUCCUGAGACUGGGCGGUCAGAAAAAGGCCGUGAGAUGGAGUAUCCACGGCUUGAACAUAUUUAAUGUCCUGCAUGCCGUUUCAGUCUUCUUUGUGGCACUUCUGCAGUGUCUGCCGAUCGAGGCAAACUGGGAUUUUGCGGUCAAAGCCAAUGCUGUUUGCGUCGCAAGGGAGUUCCACGUAAUCGCGAGUAUACUGACAAUUUUGACCGACUUUCUUGUCCUGGGUAUUCCUUUCUGGAUCUUCCUGGGGCUGAAGAUGCCCAUGGGGACAAAGGUGGCGCUUAUCGGCGUCUUCAUGGUUGGUCUCGUUGUUGUAAUCGUGGCCCCCAUUCGACUUGUCGAGAUCUGCAAGAUCUACUACGCUUCAAAACCGACCGACGACUUCUUCUACUCCAUCACAAUCGUAUACUCGACCAUCGAAGUCAACCUCGCAAUCAUCUCCGCAUCCGUCUCCGCCCUACGAUAUCUAGUCCGAAACUGGUUUCCCCAGCUCUUUGGGAGCUCAGCCAAGGGCAAAUACGACACGAGCGGACAAAUGUACUACGGCCAAGCCUCGCGCACUGGGGCUCGCACGACGGAUCACGUCGGACCCAAGGUCAUACGCAGUUCGCGCCAUCAUACCGAGAUUCGAAGCGAGUUCCCAACUAGAUCUGAGGAGGAGAUUACGACGUACAACGGUAUCAUUCGGACCAUGGACGUCCAUCAGUCUUAUUCACAGGCUGGUCCUACAACCACGAAUUCGCGAGACUCGGGCAGCUUCAACAUGAAGCAGCCAGUGACGACGCAGUCGAGCAGUUUAAAAGCCGUGUAA
This is a messenger RNA of Fusarium falciforme, 882 nucleotides long. RefSeq lists its product as hypothetical. Bases 1 to 882 code for a protein of 293 amino acids. NCBI's taxonomy places the organism in Eukaryota, Fungi, Ascomycota, Sordariomycetes, Hypocreales, Nectriaceae. The record is from RefSeq and is a predicted model, not a curated record. The transcript has 2 exons.